Oncorhynchus mykiss (rainbow trout) is the source of this 3209-nucleotide messenger RNA. Lineage: Eukaryota; Metazoa; Chordata; Actinopteri; Salmoniformes; Salmonidae. The record is from RefSeq and is a predicted model, not a curated record.
CGAACAAGGAGGGGAAACGACUUCGGUGGAAGUCGUGACAGUCGGGAUAGAGUUGAGUUAUUGACUAGGCUGGUGGGUGUCGGCAUGCAGGCGGCUCAGGUUGGCUGGUUGAUCUGGCUGGCUGGUUGAUCUGGCUGGCUGGUCGAUCUGGCUGGCUUGUUGAUCUGGCUGCAUGGUUGAUCUGGCUUGAUGGUGGAUCUGGCUGGCUUGUUGAUCUGGCUGGAAGGUUGAUCUGGCUGGCUGGUUGAUCUGACUGGCUUGUUGAUCUGGCUGGAUGGUUGAUCUGGCUGGCUGGUUGAUCUGGCUGGAUGGUUGAUCUGGCUGGAAUUUGAUAAUAGAGGAUCUUAAUAAAGACAAUCAAAAGUCUUUGCAUUUUAUUAAGAGUUGUUCAUUGGUCAGGCUAUUGGUUAAAGGUGCAAGACAAUAUUUAUUGUUAAAUUACCUUUGAUCCAGUUAUCAUUAAUCACGUAAACAUGCUUAAUAAUAAUAUUUUACCUAGCUUGAUGACUGUCGCCAUUUUUGCUUACAUUUUUGUUCUAACUAGAGAUGUCAUAUUGGAUUGUGUAAAAAAAUAGCUUUAGAUGCAGGAAAUGAGCUUUAGAUGCAAAUGUUAACUAGCUACAGUAACAUUGUCAAUGAAUGAAAGUUAGGCUAGCGAGCAAGAAUUUUAGCCAGGUAGCCUGGCACAACAAAAAGCGCGCACUGUAUGACAGAGUGAUAGACCGUUUCGUCAACACAAAAGAGAGGAGGAUGGCGUUUCUCGACAAGUAGGAUGAGUCAACUUGCACCAACGCACACGCAGGAUGCAGGGCGGCAACAGAGAACCAGCCGCAGGGCCCGAGGCUUCCCAGUCCGAGGGCGGCCCCAGCCCCAGUGAAGAUGACAUGGCAGAGGGGGACCUGGGGGACGGGAUGGGCAACAGACCAGACUCCACUAUCAGAAAUAAGCUCCAGAGCCGGAGAGGUAGCAGGAGGCAUGCUGAGGAGCUGCUGCCCAGGACGGGGCUCCUGAAAAGGGGCAGUGAGGGAGGGGAGGCAGCCUUCAUCUGGACGUCCUGCAGUGGGCUGUACACGGUGUUCAGACAGGAGCUGGAGGUGGAGCAGGCGUCACCGCAAUGGAGGGUCAGGGGGACAGAAUCCCUGAGCGAUCUGUCCACUGAGGAGCUGCGAGAGAGGCUACAGGAAGUGACCGAGGAGGCAGAGCUACUGCGCUGUGAGUUGGAGGUCACCAGUCGUCACCUGGAGGGAAAACACGAAGCACUGAAGAUCCUACAGGGUCAGAGUAUUCUAGACAGGGCAACCUCUCACACUAAGAUUCUACUCCAGAAGAGUGAGGAGAGGACCAAGGCUCUGGAAAAGGAAGUGAAUGGCCUGCAGUGGGAGAUCACUUAUAACCAGAUGCACUUCAAGAACUUUGAGCAGUCCUGGGAGCAGAAAUAUGUCAGGGUUUGCAGUGAGAAUAAGGCCCUGAGUGACAGCCUGGGAGACAAGGGGAGAGAAGUACAGGAGCUGAGGACAGAGAACACAGCUGUGAGUCAGCAGUGUCUGGAACUCCUAGCCAUGCUGAAUGUCCGGGAACAGAGAGCCUUCCAGGGGACCAAGCCUUCAUGCACCCAGGGGAGAGAGGAGGACCAGGGGACUGUCCUGGAGCUGGCUGUGUUGGGUGCGUGCCAGUGUCCAAAUGUAAGGGAGGCCUGCCCCUGUGCCAGGAGUGCUGCUGCCAGCCGAAAACAGGUUCUCCAGCUCAGACAAGAGCUGGAGGGCCAUGGCAGGAGGAUGGAGGAGGCGUUGCUGAUGGCGGACGCAUUUCGGAUCGCCUUCGAACAGCAGCUCAGGAGGCGCAGCGAUCACUUCCUGGUUCUGGCCGGGACAGACAGGAACAAGUCCCGCCCACUAAGGCCAGAAGGCAAGGAUAAGACAGCAUCUCUCAGUGUGGCUCAGAGACUAAGAGGACUGCUGCCGUCCAGCACAGAGAUCACAGACGACCCCACAGAGACUCUGCACAAACUCCUCGACCUGCUGAGUGAUAAGGAAGAAGCUCUAGCUCACCAGAGGAAGGUUAGCUUCAUGCUAGCCCGCAACACAGAGGAACUAGAGAGACGGUUGAAGACAGACAAUAUGCUGCAGACACAGGUCACAUCAUCACCACACUGUUCUUCAGAGACAGACACAUGCAAGUCCAACCAUGCAGGCACAAGCGUCUGCAGUUCCAACCAUGUCCAGGAGAGGGCAGGAGUGGACCAGUGUCAUGGUGGGGCGUCAUCAUCAGAAUCAGACACGACAGACCUCCAGCCCCCCGAGAUCCAAGAGGCUGAGACGGAAGCCACCGACCUCCAGAUACAGGGCCUUUCUCUGGGGCAGUCACCCACGGAGAGAGGGGGAAGAGAGGACCAUCUGGUCACCCUACUAUGAGUUGUUUGUCAUCACAGAGUGAUUCUAUCUGGCCUUCUUACUGCGGGGCCGUGCUUGAAGUGGAAUGAAACGUGUGCCAGCACUCCUUUUGGGUGCCGAUACUCAUGAUAUUUAAGUGAAAGGUAUUCAUUAUAUAUUAGAGGUAAUGUUCUGUAAGAGGUGCCGGUACUCCAGGACAAAAUUAGAGGUGCCUGCACUCCGUACCGAUGUGUACCAGCCCAAUUCAAGCACUGCCGCUGUGCAUCUGACUGAUCUUGGAACAACUCUGGUCCUGUAUAAGUCUGGUUUUACGUGAAUAUAUCGGCCUCUGUGUAGCCGUUGUGAUUACAUUUUAUAUUAAUAAUUCUUAGCACAUUACAAUUGAUAGAAAGUGACUGAAUGCUUUACAUUUUGAUAAUCCUCUUGCUCUGAAUAUUUCCUGAGCGCUGAUAAGAUGUUUUUAUGUAUCCACUUAUAAAAUGUUAUGAUGGUCAAAAUAUUGAAGUGGAAUUGUUAUGUUGCUGUGUGUAGAAUUGUUAUUUGUUGUCAUGCAAAUGUAAGAAAUGGAUUUGUGCCAAUGUUGAUGUCCCUGAUUACACAGUUACACAAAUAACCUCUGCCUCCUUUCAAGCCACAGGGCGCGUUUAAGCUGUAAGGCGAAAUCAACCGGCUGUCGACGAAAGUCAAGCAGUGAAGUCGGGGAGGUGUAUCUGCGAUAGCCGAAAGUCACAAUUUACCCACAAUGUAUCACGGAUUUGAUGCUCUCAAACAUGACCCUUGACCUCUCUGACUGCAGUCAACUAAAUGAUCUUUGAUCUC